AUGAAGAAGUACGGACUCCAGCUUCGAUUUCCGCCUACGCAAAAGACCUCGAAACCAGCUCCUCCUCACCCUCCCCCUCCUCCCUUCGCUUUCGGCGGCGGCGACGACGAGGAUGACAUCGAGAGGGAAAUCUCACGGCAGGCAUCCAAUAACAAGUCUCUCCAGAAGAUCGAGGAGCAGCACAAAAAGGCAAUGGAAGAGGAUCCCUCGGUCUUCGACUACGACGGGGUUUAUAACGAGAUGAAAGAGAAGAUUACGCGCCCCAAGGUUCAGGAUCGAACGAAGAGAAAGUCAAAGUAUAUAGAAACACUUAUGGAGAAAGCAAAACAACGUGAGCGGGAACAUGAAAUUGUAUAUGAGAGGAAGCUGCUGAAAGAGAGGAGCAAGGAUGAUCACCUUUUUGCAGAUAAGGAAAAGUUUGUAACCAGUGCCUACAAGAAAAAGCUAGCAGAACAAGAAAAAUGGUUGGACGAAGAGAGGCUGCGCCAAAUUCGUGAAGAAAGAGAUGAUGUAACCAAGAAGAGUGACUUACGCGAUUUUUACUUUGGGCUCGGUGAGAAUGUAGCUUUUGGUGCUCAGUCAGAAGAUGCCACAAAACGGAAGGAACAAAAGCCACCCGGAGGCACUUCAGUGGUACCUGAACAUGGCCCUACUGAGAAGAAUGUACAGACAGAUUAUACUCGAGAUACAGAGAAAGAUGAUACUCAAGCCAAGACUUCUAGUCAUACACAGAACAACUCUGAGCAAGUUGCAAAGUUAACAACAUCAGAUGUUACUGUAAAAGAUUAUGAUGAUGGUGAUAAAUUGGCAGCUGUGGAUCAAUCAACUGAACGUUACACGAAAGGUGAUGACGCAUUGGCUUCAGCAAGAGAGCGUUUUUUAACUCGAAAGAGAGCAAGACAGCAGUUGGAAAGCAAUUGUUUCGUCUCUAUUUAA
Messenger RNA from Musa acuminata AAA Group (dessert banana), 936 nucleotides. RefSeq lists its product as uncharacterized. The record is from RefSeq and is a predicted model, not a curated record. The coding region runs from base 1 to 936 and encodes 311 amino acids. Lineage: Eukaryota; Viridiplantae; Streptophyta; Magnoliopsida; Zingiberales; Musaceae. Gene Ontology annotation, biological process: regulation of alternative mRNA splicing, via spliceosome. The transcript is spliced from 4 exons.